Molecule: messenger RNA, 1758 nt
Organism: Papaver somniferum (opium poppy)
Lineage: Eukaryota; Viridiplantae; Streptophyta; Magnoliopsida; Ranunculales; Papaveraceae
Exons: 2
Coding region: 207-1454 (415 amino acids)
Molecular function (GO): protein binding
Source: RefSeq, a predicted model, not a curated record
UUUUCGUUCUCACCUAACAAUGAACAGAAAAACAAUAAAGAAAAGAAGUAAAGUCACAGAGUUCUCGUCAAUCAUCAACCCCCCAUCAUAGUUUCUCUCUCGAAAACUAUCAAAAUUUCAAGAGAGAGAGAAACUAAAGUGCUUUCUAAAGCAUCGUCGAAGCCAGUAGUCCAGAAAAACUCGAACAAUAACUGAGAUUCCGGAAAAUGGCUACUCUGCAACAAUUAGAAAUGGAAUCAGGAGGAGCUGACUCCGUAACAUCAACACCACGAAGUAACCAGACACCAAGAUUUAGUGAUGAUUUACAGCCGCGUAUCAGAUUCAUGUGCAGUUUCGGUGGUCAGAUUCUUCCAAGACCUCAUGACAAUCAACUUCGAUAUGUUGGAGGUGAUACACGGAUUGUGGCUGUUCAACGUGGUACAAAUUUCUCUGGCCUACUUAACAAAGUCUCAAAACUAUCAGGUGAUAGCGACAUCACAAUCAAAUAUCAGCUACCAAAUGAAGAUCUUGAUGCUUUAAUCUCUGUAAGUACUGAUGAAGAUGUUGAGAACAUGAUGGAUGAAUAUGAUCGGUUAGUACAAGGCAGUAUCCCUAAUUCUAAUCCUAAAUUAUCUCGUCUCCGCCUAUUUCUAUUUUCUGCUGGCAACUCUCGGUGCAGUAGUAUUGGAUCACUGCUUGAUGGAUCAACGAAGAGGGAAAGUUGGUUUGUUGAUGCUCUUAAUGGUGGAUCAGCUUCACUGGAACGAGGCAGGUCUGAAGUAUCAUCAAUCGUAUCUGAAGUUCCUGAUUAUCUGUUUGGACUCGAUACCUCGGAUGAAUCAAAACCUAAGAAUCGGCAGAUUUUGGGGGAUAACAUUUCUAAUUCGGAUCCUGGAUCACCUGCUCCAGUGAAUUCAUCUCCGUACUGUUCGACUUCAUCCAUUCGGAAUCUUCGACCUGUCAAGACUAAGCCAAUUAAUCCAAUUUCAACUGUAGAUACCAAGGAGACACAGGUUGAAAGUUUCAUUGAUACAGUAGCGGAGCCAGUGAUGCAGCAGCAAAGGCAACAGCCACAGCAACAAACCGGUAACCCUAGUUGGCAUUACAUGCCAACUUCAGAAUCACAUCAUUAUCCAGGUCCUUCCAUCCAACAAGUACCAAUGUAUUACGUGCCGGGUUCUGGUCCAGUCCAACCUGUUCAUAUUCAAAAUCCGUACGUCACGCGAAUUCAAGCACCAUUGGGUCAGAUGCCAGUUUAUAGGCAUCAAGUUCCUGGUAUGGCUCAGGUAUAUGGAGGAGGAAUGAGACCAGUAGAAACAUAUGAUUUCCCAACUGGGGUGAUUUCAUCAGAAGGACAACAAAUGUACUAUGGAGGAAGGAAUUCCCCUAUGUUUCCGGCUUACGGUGCUGCCAUGGUCAAUACUGGAGUGGAAACGCAAGGGAGUGGAAUGGAGCAGAAACCCGAAACUCGGUAAGGGCUAGCUAUGCGUUGAUGGGGAUGUAAAGCUAGGUUUCAGGAUCAUGAAGCAGAUCUGCACUACCCAUUUUUCAGGUUCCAGGUAAAUUGGUAGUUUUCCAGUUGAAUUGGGUAAUUUGGAUUGCCUUUCUUUCUUCAUUGUGCAUUAAGUCAGAUUCUUGUAAGGUAUAUAGUUAUGUAAGUAAAAUAAAAUGAUAAAGGCAGUGGAUGUCCAAAACUUUCAAGCUCUUUGCGUUUUCUGGAAUACAAUUUGGAUCGAAGUUGUAUAUACUUUAGUUUCUGAUAACCAUAUGGUGUUUGAA